GAAAAAAACUGCGUUGCUGUCACUCCCGUUUGCCUGUCGUUUCUAUUUCAUUUUACAAUUAUUGUGCUUGUGAAAACUCAAAAAUGCAAUUCUAAAGUGAAAUUUAUAAUUUUAAAAGACUUUGACAUCAAAAUAAAUUAAUUAUAUUGUUUUAAUAGAAAGUGUAACAAGUUUCUUACUAUAGUUUUAUUUGAAAAUAAACCUUGAGCAAUGUCUGAUGAUGCGGAGCAGCAAUCUGAGGAGAUAGAAGUAUUGAAAUCAAUAUAUGAAGGAGAUGAAAACUUCAAACAAGUUGACGCCACAACCUAUCAAUAUAAGUAUAUUGAAGGUGAGAAGUCAUUUAUUUUGGAAAUAAAAUGGGGCCCGACAUACCCAACAGAUAAACCCAGCUUUAAUUUGAAUAUAUUCUAUAAUCAAAAUUUAUUACCAUCUGUUAAAGAGAAGAUAUUAAGUAUAGUAGACGCAGAAGCUGAACAGUGGCUUGGAUGUGCAAUGACAUACACUUUAUUUGAAUGUUUGAAGGAGAAAUUGACAGAAAUACUCGCAGAGCAAACGGAAGAGGUGGUGGUGUCCAGCAGAGUAGAGAAAAUAGUUUUAGAUGACCAGAAUGAAGUCUCAAAGAAACCAGAGAAGAAGGAGCAUUUAACGAAGGCUCAAAAGCGGAGAGCUUGGGACAAGGCGGAGAUCGGCAGGGCGGGGGAAAAGCCACGAGGGUGGGACUGGGUGGAUAUCGUCAAACAUUUAUCCCAAGCCCCCCACCAGCCUGCCUCAUGACACUCGACCACGUAACUGCGUUGUACGCCAUUCCUCAUGCUGACUCUGAAUGGUGCUCUUAUAAAUAAAUGUGUUUAUAGCCAA
Molecule: messenger RNA, 858 nt
Organism: Spodoptera exigua (beet armyworm)
Lineage: Eukaryota; Metazoa; Arthropoda; Insecta; Lepidoptera; Noctuidae
Source: the annotation of a GenBank genome assembly